GGCGCUCUGCUCGGUUUACAAGCCCUGCGAAGAUGGCGACUUCAGGGAGGAGUGCAUUAUUAUCCUCCACCUCAACUGGACCUAAGAGCACGCUGGAGAACUCCAACCCAGAGGAGGAUGACGGACAGGACUUAUGGUCCACCAUCCUGAGUGAAGUGUCAACCCAUUCAAGGUCUAAGCUACCAUCUGGGAAAAAUGUCCUGGUCAUGGGUGAGGUGGGUUCGGGGAAGACCACCUUGGUUGCAAAGCUACAAGGGGUUGAAGAGUUCAUGAAAGGGCGUGGCCUGGAAUACCUUUACUUCAGUGUCCAUGACGACGACAUUGAUGACCACACUAGGUGUAAUGCCUGGGUGUUAGACGGAGACCUUUACCACAAAGGUCUGCAGGGUGUAGCUGUGCCAGUGGACUCCAUCGGGAACACGUUGCUGCUGAUAACGGUUGACAUGUCGCGGCCGUGGAACGCCCUUGACUCUCUUCAGAAGUGGGCUGCUGUCGCUAGGGAACACAUCGACAAACUCCGGGUCGCCCCGGAAACGCUGCGGGAGCUGGAGCACAGACUUGUAAAACAGUUCCAGGAGUACACAGAGCCGGGCAGUGGGGAGGAUGGCACCCCGCAGAGGAGGAGUGAAGAGGAGGAGAGCGUGCUCCUGCCGUUAGGAGACAACACACUCACACACAACCUGGGAAUACCAAUGGUGGUGGUCUGCACCAAGUGCGACGCCAUCAGCACACUGGAGAAGGAGCACGACUACAGAGACGAACACCUGGACUUCAUCCAGUCUCAUAUCAGACGUUUCUGUCUGCAGUACGGGGCGUCUCUGGUUUACACAUCAGUGAAGGAGAUGAAAAACCUGGACAUCCUGUACAAAUAUCUGGUCCACAGACUCUACGGCUUUCCCUUCCACUGCCCGGCACAAGUGGUGGAAAGAGACGCCGUCUUCAUUCCAUCAGGUUGGGACAAUGAGAAGAAGAUUGCCAUUCUUCACGAGAACUUCCAGACAGUAAAAUCAGAUGACAGCUAUGAGGAAGUAAUAGUCAAACCGCCAGUCAGAAAGAUUGUACAUGAAAAGGAGAUUCAAGCAGAAGAUGACCAAGUGUUUCUGGUAAAACUGCAGUCGCUGCUGGCCAAACAGCCCGCUGUGACAGCAGGGCGACCAGUGGACACCACCAGCAGAGCACCCACUGGCUCCCCAAGGACGAGUAAUCGCUCAGCUGCGGCUAACGUAGCAAACGCCAUGCCACAGUCAGGUCAGACCAGUGAGGGUGUGCUGGCCAAUUUCUUCAACAGUCUACUGACAAAGAAAGCUGGGACAGGGGGUCCUGGGACGCCAGGUGGCGGUAACAACACUCCAGGAACAGUACGCAAGUCAGACAUGAACAUAACACAUGGUUCAAAGCUGGGCCUGAGCGAUGUACAGGCGGAGCUGGACCGCAUAUCCAGCCGGGAGACUGACUCAGACUUGCCCAAUGCCAACGACACCCCUGCCACCGACGGCCAGGACACAUGAAGACCAACGCACCACAUCCUGCUCCCUUCCCCCACCUUCCACCUCCCUUGGUCCACCCUCCCUCCACUCUCACCCUCCACUCCAUCACAAAGAUGCGGGGAGAAAAGAGGCACACGGUUUUCCCCUCCCCAUCAUCUUUCACUUUCUCCUCAAGGAGAAGAACUCACCCUUUCCCCCUACCCCUCGUUCUGCUUCCCCCCCCUCUCUCCUCUCCUCCUGGCUGUUGCUCUGAUUGCGAGUAUUUGUCACUGUUACAUACAAGACUGUCUGUUACAUGAGAGAAAAUGGGUAUGGGGGACCAGUGGGGGGUGUGGAGGUUGGGAUGAGAGGAAGUGAGAGGUGGGUUGAAAAAGAUUGAUUACUGGAAUGAAAGCGAGAGUGUGUUAUCCAUCCAUUUCCUGUGAUGGUGCAGAAGGUGUUUUUACUGUAGGAACUGCUACAUGGUGCAUGUUGAGGAAACUGCACUUAGGGUACUAUAGGGAUGAUUGUGUGAUUGUGUGUUUAAUGUGCGUGGGGCAAGUCACACUUGACCAGAAGAAGAGAUUGAGAACAAAAAAAAAAAAAAAUGCCUGAAACAAAUUUGCAAACAGUCUUGUUUUUUAACAUGAAGGGACAAACAUACCAGUAUUUGCGUGUGUGUGUGUGUGUGUGUGUGUGUGCGCAUGUGAGAGAGAAUGAGGCUGACGGAGAGAAUUAAGGAAGUUACUUUAACCUAGUUGUAUGUCGAGAGAUUUUUGGCUGUUUGCAUUUCAACCAAAAGGCAAAAACAUUACUAUGCUCUUACACUACAAGCUCUUAAAACAGUGCAUACACUAUUAUUACAGCAGCACUGUCUGCUAGACUACACAAACCAAACAUGACAAAAAAAAGGAAGUUCACACUCAAGCGCUAGUCCUGUGUAGAGGGCCCUUAAGGUCCAUCUUGAUGGCACCCAGUUCUACAUUUGGCCAAACAUCCCCCUAUAGACACUGCUCAGACCUGUAGAUAACAGACAGUGCACUGAACGGGGAGGGUUGUAGAGGGUAGGCGGGUGGGUGGGUAGCUGAGCUUUACUUGUACAGAAAGAGGCACUCGUGUUUCAGUUCAGUAGUUACUGCGGGCGGGGUGGUGGGUGGGUAAGGGGGUCAGAACAAGGGAGGGUCACACCAAGAAUGUACAGUCAUUGUCUCGCUGAUUGGUCCUGUUAUUUCAGAGCUCUGUGUUGGCGUUUGUAUAAUCAGAUCUGUUAAUCAGUCAAAUAAAAGGUGUAUUUAUUCGGA
This is a messenger RNA of Plectropomus leopardus (leopard coralgrouper), 2767 nucleotides long. It is a transcript of the gene dync1li1, whose product is annotated as dynein, cytoplasmic 1, light intermediate chain 1. Gene Ontology annotation, molecular function: dynein heavy chain binding. Gene Ontology annotation, biological process: microtubule-based movement; microtubule cytoskeleton organization. The record is from RefSeq and is a predicted model, not a curated record. Lineage: Eukaryota; Metazoa; Chordata; Actinopteri; Perciformes; Serranidae. Gene Ontology annotation, cellular component: centrosome; cytoplasmic dynein complex.